GCUCAAGAUUAUAAGUAUUGCGUCGAGAGGCACCUUAGCGUUCCUCCUCCUUGUGCGCGUUUCUUUUUUUCAAUGCAAAAGAGGCCUUGGAGUCGCGCGGAGGAGAGGGAGUAUUAGGAAUUAUUAGUGCGUAGGAAGCUCCUCUAAGGAAAUUCGGAGUAAGCGAGGAAAGAAGCACCGAAGCCUCGUACACACUUGACAUGACGAACAAUAUACCAGCGAUGCAGGCAAGAUGCGGUGUUGAGGUCGCGUAAUUCGCCAAGACAGAAGUAACAAUGCCGGGAACUGUGGAGAACAAGACGAGCGAGAACGAGGAGAUCGAAAAUGUUCGAGUCGUCGUUCGGAUUAGGCCUAUGAAUGGGAAGGAGUUGGACGGUCACAGCCAAGAUAUCAUAUUCGCGGACACCUUCAACAAAACCAUAACAGUCAAGAAUCCACACGCGACUCGUGAGGAACCACCCAAGAUAUUUUCUUUCGAUGCCGUCUUUGAUUCAAAGGCAACUCAAGUUGACAUAUACAAUGAGACAGCUAGGGGCAUUGUUAACAAGGUCCUGGAGGGGUACAAUGGCACCAUCUUUGCGUAUGGGCAGACUGGAACUGGGAAGACGUAUACUAUGAGUGGAUCCAAGUCUUCUCCACAGCUGAGAGGCAUUAUUCCUAAUUCGUUUGCUCAUAUAUUUGGGUACAUUGCAAAGGCUGACGAGAAUCAGAAGUUUCUGGUGCGUGCUACGUACUUGGAGAUCUACAAUGAAGAGAUCAGGGAUCUGCUGGGCAAGGAUCAAAAUUACAAACUGGAGGUAAAGGAGAGACCUGACAUUGGAGUCUAUGUCAAAGAUCUCACUGGAUACGUUGUGAACAAUGCAGAUGAUCUCGAUAGAAUAAUGGUCAUUGGCAACAAGAACAGAGUUACUGGGGCAACUGCGAUGAAUGCAUGUAGUUCGAGGUCUCAUGCAAUCUUUACCAUAACGGUAGAAUCAAGUCAGAUAGGAGACGAUGGACAGCAGCAUGUGAAAAUGGGAAAGUUGCACCUUGUAGAUCUUGCUGGUUCCGAGAGGCAAAGUAAAUCAAAAGCUACUGGAAUGAGACUGCGGGAGGCUACAAAGAUCAAUCUUUCCCUUUCCACUCUUGGCAAUGUCAUAUCAGCCCUAGUCGAUGGUCAAAGCUCGCAUGUGCCAUACAGGAAUUCAAAAUUGACCAGAUUGCUCCAAGAUUCGCUUGGUGGAAAUUCAAAGACUCUGAUGUGUGCCAACAUCAGCUCAGCUGAUCUCAACUAUGAUGAGACCAUUAGCACACUGCGAUAUGCGAACAGGGCAAAGAACAUCAAGAACUGUGCCAGAGUUAACGAAGAUCCAAAAGAUGCCUUGCUGAGGCAAUUCCAAAUUGAAAUUGAGCAACUGAGGCAGCAAUUGGAGGAGAACUGUCCUGACAUCUCAACGAGCGAUGACGAGUCAGAGGCUUCCGAGGAAUUCGGUACAUCACCUAAGUCAAACUUAAACAAAAAGAACAUGCCUAGCAUGUCCAACAGUCAAACUGAGAAGAAGGACAAGUCAGAGAAGCAGUCAGAGUAUCCGAAUGACAUGGAUUUGAUGGAACUGAAACGCACACAGACCGAAAAAGAAGUACUGAGAGAAAAGAUGUUGAACUUGCAAAACAAAAUACUCAUCGGGGGAGAAAAUCUCUUAGAGAAGGCUGAAGCCCAGGAGCAAUUGCUCGCUGCAUCAGCUGCUGAACUUGAGAUGAGAAAGCAAAGAGAAGAGCAGCUGAGCAAAGCAAUAAAGGAAAAGGAAGCAGAGAGAAUCGACAUAGAGGAAAAAUACUCAUCCCUCCAAGAAGAAGCCGCAGGAAAGACAAAAAAAUUAAUAAAAAUACACAGCAUGCUGUUAUCUGUCAAGGCUGAACUGUCCGAUCUCCAACAAGAGCAUCAACGCGAAAUGGAAGGUCUUCUGGACGGUGUUCGCGGUAUCGGUCGCGAGCUGCAACUGCAGGAGCUCAUCCUGAACAACUACAUUCCACUGGAGUACCAGACCCUCAUCGAGAGAUACGUUCACUGGAACGAGGACAUCGGAGAGUGGCAACUAAAAUGCGUCGCCUACACUGGCAACAACAUGCGAAAAUCCCAGAUGCACCUGUCGAACGGAGAAAGCGUAGAAGCAAACAUUCCAGAGUUGUCCAACAUUUACUACACCUACGCCGAGUCGGUCAAGAGUCUACCCUCAGCCAUGAGAGAGAAGAGCCGGUCUGGUGCGCGGUCCGGUGUCCCAAGACCGACAACGGCUAGUCGAUCGCGUCAACGAUAAUAAUUUAAUUUAUUCCGUCUCUAGAGAUUAUUGCAUUGCGUUUAAUUUUAUUAUUUAUUGCAAACGUUUCAGUAUUAUUUCUCCAAAUAUUUGUAUAUGUAAAUGACACAGGCUAUAUGUAAUAUUGAUAAUAAAAGGCAUUUAAGUA
This is a messenger RNA of Nasonia vitripennis (jewel wasp), 2445 nucleotides long. RefSeq names its product kinesin 2B (gene Klp64D). The transcript has 2 exons. Lineage: Eukaryota; Metazoa; Arthropoda; Insecta; Hymenoptera; Pteromalidae. Gene Ontology annotation, molecular function: microtubule motor activity; microtubule binding; ATP binding. The coding region runs from base 276 to 2297 and encodes 673 amino acids. The record is from RefSeq and is marked validated. Gene Ontology annotation, biological process: microtubule-based movement.